Messenger RNA from Sinocyclocheilus rhinocerous, 522 nucleotides. Its product is annotated as DNA-directed RNA polymerase I subunit RPA2-like. Gene Ontology annotation, molecular function: ribonucleoside binding; DNA binding; DNA-directed RNA polymerase activity. The record is from RefSeq and is a predicted model, not a curated record. NCBI's taxonomy places the organism in Eukaryota, Metazoa, Chordata, Actinopteri, Cypriniformes, Cyprinidae. Bases 1 to 522 code for a protein of 173 amino acids. The transcript is spliced from 2 exons. Gene Ontology annotation, biological process: DNA-templated transcription.
AUGUCUUUCCUUUCUUCUGCCAAGGCUCUAGUGGACUUUUCAGAUUACCAGAUCUACCAGGAGCUGAUUAAAGGUCGAGAGGAGAACUCUUUCUACAAAAGCUGUGUCUCAGAAAUGCUGCGUAUGGUCAUGGAACAGGACUGCAUGACUAAAGCCAAGGUGCUUAAUUAUCUGGGCGAGCGUUUCCGGGUCAAACUCAACCUCCCAGACUGGUUCACCCAUGAGCAGUGUGCUCACUUCCUGUUAGAUGAAUGUCUGUGUAUUCACCUGAAGUCAGAUGUGGAGAAGUUCUACAUGUUGUGUCUGAUGACACGGAAGCUCUUCAGCUUUGCCAAGCAGGAGUGUAUGGAGGAAAACCCUGACAGUCUGAUGUUCCAAGAGGUUCUGACACCAGGCCAGCUCUACCUCAUGUUCCUAAAAGUAAGGUCAACGUUAUUAUUUGUUCACCUGCCUGUGUCUAGCGCAGCCGUGUCUACUCAUUUUCAUAUACACCUUAUGCUCACCAGACCUGCAUUUAUUUGA